AGAAACUGUCAACAUGUACGCAGUUUGUCAACCAGUCCAGAAACACCACAACCUAAAAUUCCUCAGGGUCCAAUUAAAACCAAUUCUAAAAGUAAAAGUACUGGUAUCUUGCUUGGGUUGGCUGGAGCUCUGAGUGCUGUGAUAAUGGUUCUUUUUGUUGUUAAAAAGAAAUCAUCUGUUGAAAAGUUAUCUGAAGCUCCAAAUGAAAAUCCACCAAUUGAAAAUGAUUCACAAAAAAUAUCAGAGGCACCCACAAGUCCAGCAGAAGAAGAAUAUAAAACACCAUUAGACCCUCCCACAGAGUCAGUUGACCCCAACCAUGUCCCUUAUUUAAUAAUCGGUGCUGGGGCGGCAGCGUUCAGUGCUUAUAAAGCUAUCAGAGUCAAUAACCCCACUGCUAAGGUUGUCAUGGUAACAGAAGAAAAUCAUCUACCUUACGCUAGGCCACCAUUAUCUAAAGAUUUGUGGCUGACCAAGGCAAAAUCGUUUAUGGGCAUGAAAUUUUCAAAACGAAAAGAAGAAGUACCUAGUUUACCAAUAUAUUUUGAAUACAGUGCGUUAUAUACAGAUUUAAAAGAAGUAACGAAUAAUAAGCGAGGCGGUGUUGCUGUACUUAUGGGCAAAAAGGUUAUAAAACUAGAUGCUGAUAAGAAAAAAGUUAUAUUAAAAUCUGGUGAAGAGUUGACGUAUGAUAAAUGUCUUAUAGCUACAGGAGGUAAACCUAAAAAUUUACCACUGUUACAAAAAGCCUCACCAGAAGUUAAAAAACGAGUGAAUUUAUUCAGAACAGUAGAUGAUUUUAAUCACCUGGAGGAAGUUACCCAGAAUGCCAAGUCUGUUGCUGUUUUAGGCGGAGGGUUUCUAGGCACUGAAUUGGCUUGUGCUCUCAGCAAAAAAGGUCAAACAAAUGGAAUGAAAGUUUAUCAAAUUGUACCAGAGACAGGUUGGUGGACCAAAGUUUUACCACAGUUUGUAUCUAAAUGGAUGAGUCACCAAGUCGAAAGAGAGGGGGUGGAAGUUAUCUAUGAUGAUAAACUAUUUUCUGCUGGGUUUAAAGACGGCCAGCUGGAAUUAGAAUUACUGAAAGGACGAUUGUUGAAAGUGGACCAGUUGGUGGUAGCUGUAGGUAUUGAGCCUUGUGUGGAAUUGGCUAAAACCUCAGGUUUAGAAGUUGAUAACCAACAUGGUGGAUUUAGAGUCAACUCAGAAUUACAGUCAAGGUCUGAUGUCUGGGUGGCUGGUGACGCCUCAUGUUUUUAUGAUAUCAAGCUGGGUAGAAGGAGGGUGGAGCACCAUGACCAUGCUGAAGUUAGUGGAAGAGUUGCAGGAAGAAAUAUGACUGGGGAAUCCAAACCAUAUAGACAUCAGUCAGAAUUCUGGUCUGAUAUAGGAACUAAUGUUUUUAUCCGAGCAGUAGGUAUCACUGAUUCUACACUACCUACUUUUGGUGUGUUCACACGAUCACAGAACAAAGAAGGCAACACAAACAGUUCAGAAAAUUCAAAAACUGACAAAAAUUCGCAGCAAAUUUCAACUUUAGAAAAGAAAGACAACUCUGAUUUAGAAGAAGAUUUAGAUAAAGGAGUGAUAUUUUAUUUAAAAGAAAACGUUGUAGUAGGAGUACUGUUAAUAAAUAUAUUUAGAGAUCUUCUAAUCGCCAGAUUGGUAAUAAACGAUGGCGCGGAAAAUGAAGAUCUCUACGAAGUAGCAAAAUUAUUUUUUCCACAUCCAAAAGAUGAUCUCGAGGAGGAACCCACACCAGAAAAAGAAAAGCCACAAAUUUCGGAAUCCGAUAAAACACAGGAUAAAAAAUCGUGA
Molecule: messenger RNA, 1818 nt
Organism: Lottia gigantea (owl limpet)
Lineage: Eukaryota; Metazoa; Mollusca; Gastropoda; Lottiidae
Exons: 15
Coding region: 145-1818 (557 amino acids)
Biological process (GO): apoptotic process; mitochondrial respiratory chain complex assembly
Cellular component (GO): mitochondrion; cytoplasm
Molecular function (GO): protein dimerization activity; NAD(P)H oxidase H2O2-forming activity; FAD binding
Source: RefSeq, a predicted model, not a curated record